AUGGAAAAUCACUUUGCUACUUGUAGAUGUCCUUGCGGACAAGACCUCCAACAGCUGGGCGCAGUUGACCACUUAUUGGUUUGUCCUGAAUGGAAAAAUUCUUCUUUAUUGUAUGGAUAUGCUAUAGAACAGUCAAGAAGUCCAGCAGGCCGCAGCAUGUUGAUAUAUGAAUGUGAAGCUUUAUUAAGGUUAGCCUCGCCGAAGCCAGAAAUAGAAGAGGAGUUCAAAGUGCCUGCCAAAAAACUCCCUCAAAUGCAAAAGCAGCCUAGCUAUGACAAAUAUGUGCGCGAAGAAGAAGUAGUUUCGUGUGAACUCUGUCAUAGGAAACAGCCAGAUAUGACCAAUAUGUUUUUCCCUGAGUGCUGCCAUAUGAUGUGCAAAUCCCAUGCAAUUGACGCUAUAAGGAGCCAAUAUCCGAUACAAAAUUAUGCAAAAUGUCCGAUGGAUUGUGGGUAUACGUUCAGUGUUGAAGAGAUCAUUGAUUUAAUAGGAGCUGACGAGUUCGAAAAAUUAAAGGAAAAAAGCUUCCAAGAGUUUAUUAGUCAGACUGGAGGAAUUGUAGUCAAUUGCGAUUGUGGGGUCAUGUCAAUUUUAGAGCCUGGGGUUCCUGAUUAUGCUUAUAAAGACGAGCAAGGGCAGCCAAUCUCUAGAAGAGCUGCUGAGAACAUGGCACAGUUUAGAUUCAGGUGUGGGAAUUGCCAUAAAAUAUUUUGUGCAAGUUGCAAAGCAGAUCCUUAUCAUUUGGGAAAGACAUGCCAAGAGCACCAGGAUUUUAAGGUUGCCAAGCAUUGCAGGUAUUGUGGAAAAGUUAUACAGUCAGUUAGGCCUGUGUGCUCUGAAGCUGCAUGCUUAGAGCUAUAUGAGAACUCUUGCAAAAAAAUACUGCCUUGUGGCCACCAAUGUUUUGGGACAAAUGGAGAAACUGAAUGCUUUCCAUGUUUAGAAGAAGAAUGUGCACAGGGAGGCCCGACUAUUUAUGAUUAUUGUGCAAUAUGCUAUAUUGAUGGAUUAGGAGCUGCACCUUGUGUCAAAUUAAUUUGCGGCCACCUGCUUCAUUAUCAUUGCUUAAACACAUACCUUGAAAAAAGAUGGGUUGGGCCAAGAAUCACAUUUAACUUCGCAAAAUGUCCAAAUUGUAAAGAGUGGGCACAAGUCCCAGACAAUCCAGCACUAACCCAAAAAAUGGAUAAGAUCUUAGAGCUUUACGAUGAUAUUCGGCAAAAAGGUCUCAAGCGGUUGAAAUUUGAAGGCAUGGAAAAUGAUCCCAGACUAAAUGACCCUAAUGAUCACUAUUACCAAAAGCCUGAUAUUUACGCAUUAGACCGAUUUGCAUAUUAUGAAUGUUUUAAAUGUAAGCAGCCUUAUUUCGGAGGGAAAAAGGAAUGUGAAGAAAAUAGAGACAGGGCAGGCUACAACCCUCAAGAACUAGUUUGCCCAGGAUGCUCAGCAAUAUGCAUGGAUGGAGCAGACUGCAAAACUCAUGGGAAAGAAUUCAUUGAAUUCAAAUGCAAAUUCUGCUGUGGGAUUUCUGCUUGGUUUUGCUGGGGGACCACUCAUUUCUGUGACCCGUGCCAUACUAAACAAAAUAAUGGAGACUAUGUGUCACAAAAGAAAAAAGAAGACCUACCUCAGUGUCCAGGACCUGACUUAUGUCCGUUGAAGGUAAGACACCCACCUAACGGAGAAGAAUUUUCUUUAGGCUGUGCUAUUUGUAGAAACCUUGCUUCCAAUUCAAGAGAGUUUUAA
Messenger RNA from Blepharisma stoltei, 1746 nucleotides. Lineage: Eukaryota; Ciliophora; Heterotrichea; Heterotrichida; Blepharismidae. The record is from the annotation of a GenBank genome assembly.